AUGGCCAGCGAAGUAUAUGGAGGACAGGGCGGGCCAGCGGGCCAGGAAUCGAUCAACACCGAGAUUGUCACCUUGUCGAGAUUCUUGAGCGAGGAGCAAGCAAGACAUCCUGAAGCUACUGGAGACUUCACACUCCUCUGCCAUGCUCUCCAAUUCUCCUUCAAGUCGAUAGCAUACUACAUCCGACGAGCCUCGCUGAUCAACCUUUCCGGCCUUGCUGGCUCAUCUAACACCACCGGAGACGACCAGAAGAAGCUUGAUGUUAUUGGUAAUGACCUGUUCAUUGCGGCAAUGAGAUCAUCCGGCCGUGUCCGUGUUCUGGUCUCUGAAGAGAACGAGGAAGUGAUUGUCUUCGAGAACAGCCCGAACGCGAGAUACGCCGUAGCUUGCGACCCUAUCGAUGGCAGCAGUAACCUCGACGCUGGUGUCUCGGUCGGCACCAUCUUUGGCAUCUACCGACUUGAGGGUGGCGCCAAGGGUACGAAGGAAGAUCUGCUGAAGCCUGGCAGUGAGCUCGUCGCGGCUGGCUUCACAAUGUAUGGUGCUUCCGCACAGCUUGUGCUCACCAUGAAGGGUGGCCCAGUCAAUGGCUUCACCAUGGAUAAUGCACUUGGCGAGUUCAUUCUCACGCACCCGGACAUGAACAUGCCCAAGAAGCGCGCCAUCUACAGCUGCAACGAGGGUAACAGCAAGUACUGGGAAGAGCCUGUGAAAGAGUGGGUCGAGUCCCUCAAGCAAGCAGAAAAGCCAUACUCGGCACGGUACAUCGGGUCCAUGGUGGCAGACGCAUACCGAACGCUGUUGUAUGGUGGAAUCUUUGCAUACCCAGCAGAUAAGAAGUCGCCUAAGGGAAAGCUGCGCAUCCUGUACGAGUGCGGUCCAAUGGCCAUGGUGUUCGAGAAUGCUGGUGGUCAAGCGGUUGACAGCAAGAUGCGACGCAUGUUGACGGUGGUGCCCGAGCACAUCCACGAUCGCAGCGGUAUCUUCCUCGGCAGCUAUGAGGAGGUGCAGAAGGUCAUCGACAUCCACAAGAAGCAUGGCAUUUCGGCGUGA
Fulvia fulva is the source of this 1053-nucleotide messenger RNA. Its product is annotated as Fructose-1,6-bisphosphatase. Gene Ontology annotation, molecular function: fructose 1,6-bisphosphate 1-phosphatase activity. Gene Ontology annotation, cellular component: cytoplasm; cytosol. The record is from RefSeq and is a predicted model, not a curated record. Gene Ontology annotation, biological process: fructose 6-phosphate metabolic process; gluconeogenesis; fructose metabolic process. The transcript has 3 exons. Bases 1 to 1053 code for a protein of 350 amino acids. Lineage: Eukaryota; Fungi; Ascomycota; Dothideomycetes; Mycosphaerellales; Mycosphaerellaceae.